AGUCUUAUUGAUAGUUAUGAAGGCAUUGAUGAGGAGGCAUUUUGUAUGUUGGACGAUGAAAUAAUAAAGGAGCUGAUUCCAAAAAUUGGUACCAGAAUGAAGUUUGCAAGGAAGUACCGCAAUCUACUACUAUGUAAUAGUCGUGAUAGUAGUCUUGGGCAAUCGUAUUACCAGCGAGCAAUGUGUCGCAAACCUGCAAAAGGGUACGUACAGGACCACAUCAAUAAUGUCAGGAAAGGGGAGGCCAAAGCCAGAAGAAAUGCAGUUCGCGUAGUCCCAUCAGAACAGGCAAAAGAUAUUAGUGUUGAAGAUGAUGUUAAUGAUGAAAGUGUUGAUGUUCAGUGCGAUGAAUCAGAUGAAUUUAAAGAGAUGGUUGCAUGGCUCAAGUACAAUUGCAACCCUGCCACCCAGGUUGAAGAUUUUAUGAGUAAAACCGCUGUUGGUAGGUACGGGCACUUGAUUAAAGAAUCUUUGACGGUAAAAGCAGUCCUCGAGGCUUAUCCAAGGCUGAUUACACAUAAAGGAAUGAUCGAACAAGACUACAAAAUUCUAUUUGCCAACAAUGAUUUCAUGACCAGAAGAUGGGACACUGUGUUUGCCUCCAAAGUAAUCAGCUACACAGAUUCCGCGAAGCCAUCGUGGCGUGAGAUGGUUCCAGUCAAGAAGGAACUCAGCAAUUUGGAACAGAGUGUAGUUGCAAUGCAACUUCUACCGAUCAUGCUGCCCCCCAGGCCAACAAAAGGUCAUAGACCAUCCGUGACUGAGGCAAUGUCAUCGUUCAUACAGUUCAAGCAGGUGACAACAAAUAUCCCCUCAUUCCUUCAGGACCUCCCAAGUGGAGCUGUGCAGCCCUUCGUGUUGGCUCUUGGGGAUAGAACAUCUCCAACGCAGGCAUUUCUUAUAAUUGAGAAGAACGCUUUAGAAUAUCCAACACUGCUGAAGGCCGUUGAUACCUGUUUCAAGGCGUUCUAUGUUCUUGACAUAGAAUAUCCUGCUAACUGCAUUAUUGUGUGGCAAUUCAUUCAAGAGCUUGUGUUCGAUGUAAGAUCCAAGAAGGGACAUGUAUCGCUGAGUAAGAAUGUGACCAGUUUGAGGAGCUUUUUCCUUGCCUAAGCACCCGUGGUGUCACACUAGCUGAGUAAGUUUUCUGUGGAUGUUGGA
Messenger RNA from Lineus longissimus, 1161 nucleotides. RefSeq lists its product as uncharacterized. The coding region runs from base 46 to 1113 and encodes 355 amino acids. Lineage: Eukaryota; Metazoa; Nemertea; Pilidiophora; Heteronemertea; Lineidae. The record is from RefSeq and is a predicted model, not a curated record. The transcript is spliced from 7 exons.